Molecule: messenger RNA, 4058 nt
Organism: Myxocyprinus asiaticus (Chinese sucker)
Lineage: Eukaryota; Metazoa; Chordata; Actinopteri; Cypriniformes; Catostomidae
Product: kinesin-like protein KIF19
Exons: 21
Coding region: 435-3407 (990 amino acids)
Biological process (GO): microtubule-based movement
Molecular function (GO): microtubule binding; microtubule motor activity; ATP binding
Source: RefSeq, a predicted model, not a curated record
UUAAAAGAGGCGCAGACGCUGGUAACUUUAUCCGUCACUUGCUUUAACCAGAACCUUCGCUCUUAAAUAUCAGCCUCGUAAGUGCGUAAAUAUGUGGAGGGCUAUGCUUUUCUACAAAUACUGAUAAAAGUUUAUAUUAGUUGCACUGUAGUGAAAAGAAUGGGUUGAAAUAGUCCAUGAAAGGCAAUAACGCGUCGGUCUGGGGUCGUUUCACACCUCAACGGCUUCUGUUACCGUUGACAACAGCCCGCUCGUGACUACAGUACUUCCACAUGGGACAGCGCACAGUCCUUCCUCAGAAUGAGAUUACAGCAAUCAACAAGAUUAACUGACUCCCGUUAAAUCACUAGUAUAUUCUGGGGCGGCAUUACAAGGCUUCUCGUGGCUUAUAUAAGGAAUUUACUCGGGAGGAAUAAUAUAUAUCAGGGGGAAAAAUGAAGGAUUUGCCGGGAGAUUGGAAGGACUACCAACUCACGGUUGCGCUGCGCAUUCGACCACUGAAUGAUGCCGAGAAAGAGGAGGGAGCAACCAUAGUGGCGCAUAAGUUUGACCAUCAGAUGGUGGUGUUAAUGGACCCCUGUGAGGACCCUGACGAUGUUCUGAGGGCCAACCGCUCACGUGAAAAAACAUACAUGUUUGAUGUGGCAUUCGACUAUACUGCAACCCAGGAGGAUGUAUAUGUGGCAACAACAAAAAAUCUUAUUGAUGGUGUUAUCGCAGGUUACAAUGCCACAGUCUUUGCAUAUGGACCCACAGGUGCAGGGAAGACAUACACUAUGUUAGGGUUAAAUUCUGAGCCUGGCAUUUACAUUCGAACACUCAAUGAUCUAUUCAGAGCCAUUGAGAACAGCACUGAGGACUUGGAUUGUAAUGUUUCUAUGUCAUAUAUCGAGAUCUAUAAUGAGAUGAUCAGAGAUCUGUUAAAUCCAUCUUCUGGAUACCUGGAAUUGCGUGAGGAUGCAAAAGGAGAAAUACAAAUUGCUGGCAUCACUGAAUUCUCUACAUGUAAUGCAAAAGAGAUAAUGGCUCUUUUGACCAAAGGAAAUAAACAGAGGACUCAGGAGUCAACCGCUGCAAACAAGACGUCAUCUCGUUCUCAUGCAAUACUUCAGGUGACUGUCAAGCAAAAGAGUCGUGUAAAAGAUAUCAACGAGGAGGUCAGAGUGGGAAAACUAUUCAUGGUAGACUUGGCAGGAACUGAACGAGCAUCACAGACGCAAAACAGAGGAAAGAGAAUGAAAGAAGGUGCACAUAUUAACCGCUCUCUGUUAGCACUGGCCAAUUGCAUCAAUGCCUUGAGCGAGAAGGGUGGGAAAGGUGCUCAGUUUGUCAACUACAGAGACAGCAAACUCACCCGACUUCUUAAGGAUGCUUUAGGUGGAAAUAGUCGCACAGUCAUGAUUACCCAUAUCAGUCCUGCCAGCUCCAACUUUGAAGAGUCAAGAAACACACUGGUUUAUGCUGACAAAGCAAAAAAUAUAAGAACCAAGGUGAAGCGUAAUUUGAUGAAUGUUUCCUAUCACCUGGCCCAAUACACCAGCAUCAUUGCUGAUCUGCGAAGUGAGAUUGACCGACUUCGUGCAAAGAUCGACCAACAGAGUCAAGAGCAAAAGAAAGAAGAUAAAGCAGACACUCUGGACAUUCAAGUGGAGGUGCAGCAGUACAGUCAUGGUGAGAUGGCUUUACUGCGGGAGCAGCUCCUGUCUGCCUUCAGAGAGCAGAUGGAGAUCAGGCGCAGCCUGAUGGAGCUGGAGAACUGUAACAUGGAACUCCAUAUAGACACCUCCAGACAUCUGCUCACCAUCUCAGAUUGGGAGCAGGAUCGAGCUCGCUGUGCUCGGCGAGGGAGAGACAGAGGUAAAGAUGAGGAGCAGGAGAGCGGAACAGAGGAACCGCAUUACGUUGCAGCAGCUCGUGAGGGGAUCGGCCCCCUGCUGGCUGAACAGAGAAAGACAAUGGCACUGAAACAUGAACUAGAGGAAAAAUUAUUGAACAUGAAACUGAAGUCAUCUAAGAUCGAGGAGCUGCUGCCUAAACGGAUCAGUAAUGAUGAACAAAGAGAGAUUCUGAUGCUGCUUUGUAAAGUCCACGAACUGGAGCUUGAAAAAACUGAAAUCCAGUCAGCCGUGCUCUGCAAGGAAAACACCCUCAGAACUAAAGACUUCAUCAUUCAGCGCCAUGAACAGCAACGGGCGCUCUGUGAUGACAUCAUACACCAGCAAAAGGCCCUAAUUGAAGAACAAGGAUUUUGUGUCCCUGAGGAAUUACAAGAGCUAUAUUCACUGUACUUUGGUGAACUGAGUGACGGAAGCAUCGACCAAAUAGUCAACCUUCCUACUUUCACCACAAACCACAGAGCUGAUAGCUCCAUUAUGAUUAUGGCCAGACAACUGAGACUUGAUGAUGUCAUCUCAGAUUUAAACUUUUGUCAAGAGGUGAAAAUACAGCAACAAAACACAAAGUUCAGUCCUUUAGAUAAACAUCCCCCUGAUUCCUCUUCAUCUGGACUAGAUUAUGACAGUGACAGUAACAGAGUCUUCAAAUCAUCAUUUAAAAUUCAACCAUGGAGACAGCACCACUUAACUUCUAGCACACCUGCUGCCAUGAAGCAGGAAUGUGCUGUUGAGGAAUCUGCUCCCAUAUGUCUUGCUGAACCUGUAAGUCCAGACACUCUGAGGGAAAUUGUCAGUGACACCAAAAGUAUCUUGGUCAUCGCAGCAAAACGCCGCUCCCACCUUCGAGUAAAGGAGACCAGCUCCAGGCUAGCCAGUGUGACUUUGGCCACAGGGCUCAAGUCUUCAUUGAGCAUGGACAGUCUAGUGUCUACUUUGGCAGAUGAGACUUCUGAGGUCAAAAGAAGCCCGCCAAGAUAUGGAAGAAGCUCUCAAUCAAAGCAGGAUCCAAAGAGAAAAGAGGGCAGGGUGGAGUCACCUGAUAGACUCCAACGCAAAAAGCGCUCCAGAUCUUUUGAAGCGAGCAAAAGGCAGGUACAAAAACCAAGGCAAAACCCUUCCAGGUAUCCAGCUUUGGAGAGCAUCUCAGACAACUGUCUUGUUCGACCAGCACUGAACAUAAUCCAGCCACUGAACGGCAGUGCUGGAAACCCUUCAACACCCCCGGCAGCUAAAGUGAAGAACCCUGUCUCUCACCAUACAGGUGAAUUGCAGAAGUUGGAGAUCAGGGGAACACCACCCAGUACCAUCCAUCAAAAAAACACAGACGUCAAACGAGGACAACCCAUCUAUAAACGAAGAGGUCCAGCAGAUGUUUCUUACACCAGCACUCUCCUACAGCAACCAGGCAAUUUCAAGAAGCCCACCAAUGAAAAUGCAAGACAAAAAGCAAUGACUGACAUCAACAGAAAGAGUGAAGCAUGGCAAAAAUACAAACAAACUGUAAAAAAGUAAUCCUGAAAGAGAACAGAUAGCAAAACUAAAAUUCUUAAUGUUUUGUCUAUUUUGAUCAUUUUGCAUUAAAAUGUUACUGCAGAGAUCGUUGUAAAAUGACGUCAUUUCAUUACAUUUUAUUUCAGCAUUUUAUCAGAUAUGUAUUCUAAGUCAGGAAACAUCACUGGCUGCACCAUGUGUGAUGAUAAUGAAAAUAUAAAACCUAUUUGCACUUUUAUGAGGUUAUACAAUGAGUUUGGGUGUAAUUUUGUAACUUUGGCAUAAUUGUAAACCUUUAUAUUUUCUAUUUUGUUUUGUUUUUUUUGUUUUUUUAUAAAUUAAGGAAAAAUAAAAGAAAGUGACCAAGUGAACAAAAUAAAAAAUGAUUUUAGAGACCAAAUAUAGUGUAGUAUUAAAUUAGUCAAAUGUUCAGAGCUCUCUCUCACUCACUCACUCACUCACUCACUCACUGUCACAGUCUGUCUCCCUCGUGUUUCCUAGGGCUCUUAUUUUGAAGUGUUUUCCCCGGACUACGUUACCCAGUAUGCACUGCCCUCAUUACUGCCGUCUGUUCCUUAUUGUUCUCACCUGUUUUCCAUUCCCUCAUUAGGCCCUCUAGUUUAGUUCCUUCUUUGUCAGUUCUUGUUUGUUGUUUCACUGUCAUCAUUUGUG